Ascochyta rabiei is the source of this 1035-nucleotide messenger RNA. RefSeq lists its product as uncharacterized. Gene Ontology annotation, cellular component: nucleus. Lineage: Eukaryota; Fungi; Ascomycota; Dothideomycetes; Pleosporales; Didymellaceae. Gene Ontology annotation, molecular function: metal ion binding. Bases 1 to 1035 code for a protein of 344 amino acids. The record is from RefSeq and is a predicted model, not a curated record. The transcript has 3 exons.
AUGGCGCCGCCCGGACCCCCACCGUACACAAUAGACCAGAUCAAUGCAAUGAGCACCAAAGAAGAACGACUGCGGGCGCGCGCAGAAUUGAACAGCUAUAUUGCGCGCAUGAAGAAAGAGCAGCAGGAUCGACUUGCGUACGCUUCCAGUGGCGGCGCAGCACCAGCAUACAACAACCACACGACAGCCUAUGCCCCUCGAGGCCGUGGAGCUUACAAAGGCGCGUAUCGAGGAGGACCACAGCGCGGAGGGUACGCUCAUGGUGCUGCUUCCUACCAUCCGUAUCAACGCCCUCAGCCACCUCAUGGCGCAGCCACAUUCAAGAACCGGACCGUUGUGUUCAACAAGCCAGACGCAUCUGACGAGGCAUCCAGCGUGGAAAGCACGUCGACUCCCGGUUCAGCACCUCCGUCGAAUGCCCACUCGAGACAGAACAGCCAACCACCAGCAGAACCGAAAGCCCUCUGUGCAACAUUCACCUCCACAGGUUUGUGUACCCGCCAUGGCUGUCCUCUCGUCCACGACCCAAACAAGCAGGCGCUCUGCAAGCGUUGGCUCUUCAAGAACGACUGCAACCGAGGCGACCACUGCUCUCUCUCACACAAGCCCACCCCCCACAACGUCCCAACGUGUCUUCAUUUCCAGGAAGGACGAUGCACAAAUGAGGACUGCCGGUUUGCUCACAUUCGUGUCAACCCAGCCGCUCGAAUUUGCGAUGCAUUUGGGCGGCUAGGCUACUGCGAGAAGGGCGCUGAGUGCGCCGAUCUGCACGCAUACGAGUGUCCCGACUUUGCAAACAAGGGCGAGUGCAUUCGAGGCGACAAUUGCCCACAUCGGCAUGUUCUCCGUGCAUCUCGAAUGAGGAGGUCUACGGGUCGUUCUUCUCCAGAAGAUCGAUCCAGGGCCACUUCUCCAGAGAGCGGGAACAACGUCGACACGCAAGACUGGACCGCACAACUCAACCAAGAGGCUUCUCCGGCACCCCGUCUAUUCACACAACAGGUCGAUUUCGUUCCCUUUGAUGCAGAGGAUUAG